AUGUGGAAACCUGGUACAGAACAACCGACACCAAGGACACCACAGGUUGAAUCCCCUAAAAAUGGUGCAAAGGAAGGAAAGCCAUCCGCGGAAAAGCCCAUUUCGUCGGCAAAGAAGCGAUUGUCCGGAGCCACAAUGAAUAUGAGGUUUAUGAAGCGGAAAAAAGAAACCGACGACUAUGUGGAAGAGAGACGGAAAUCUGGAGUCCAAAGUAGCCCAAUACCUACGCCGAAUGAAAAACAGCCUACAAAUCCUACUCCAGAAGCAACUCGCACUGACAAGAUGGACAUUGAUGAUGACGCUUCGACUUCGGACGAGUUUGCCCAGACCACAACUCUUGGAUUGCACGGAAUGGAUGCUAUGCUGAUAGGUAGAAGAUCGUAUGGAGGCUUCAAUCCUGCGGUAGAAGACGCCUGGGAAAAAUCAAUAGCAGCUAUAGAAAAUAGAUCGCUGGAACCAUCACGAAAAAUCUCGGACGAAGAAUUGAUGCGACAGUAUGAAGCGAUUGUGAAGGAGAGAUCAGGUUCUUCGAGGCCAAUAGGCAAUUUGAACGGCAAGAAGGGGAAGAAAAAGCGAUAG
Messenger RNA from Cylindrotheca closterium, 579 nucleotides. NCBI's taxonomy places the organism in Eukaryota, Bacillariophyta, Bacillariophyceae, Bacillariales, Bacillariaceae. The record is from the annotation of a GenBank genome assembly.